CUAGAAAUAAACAGGCGUCGUGUCCCGCCCAAACCCACCUGUUUUAGACGAAAUCAAAACGACUCAGAAAAAUUAUCAGAAACCAAAACAAAUGUAAAACAAAAGAUUGAUCAAUCAGUUCCAUCGAUAAAUCGAAGUCAAUCGUGUUGAACUACAAGGUAGCAACAACAGGAAGUAUUUACGAUAAUGAGAGAAAUCAUCCAUUUAUCAACUGGUCAAUGUGGUAACCAAAUCGGUGCUGCCUUUUGGGAAACCAUUUGUGGCGAACAUGGUUUAGAUAAUAACGGAAAUUAUCAUGGAGAUAAUGAACUUCAAAGAUCUAAAUUAGAUGUCUAUUUUAAUGAAGCUAGUUCAGGUAAAUAUGUUCCUCGUGCUGUUUUAGUUGAUUUAGAACCUGGUACUAUUGAUGGAGUUAAAUCUUCAUCUAUUGGUAAUUUAUUUAGACCAGAUAAUUAUCUUUUUGGUCAAAGUUCUGCUGGUAAUGUUUGGGCUAAAGGUCAUUAUACUGAAGGAGCAGAAUUAGUUGAUUCAGUUCUUGAUGUUGUUAGAAGAGAAGCUGAAAGUUGUGAUUCUUUACAAGGUUUCCAAAUUACUCAUUCUUUAGGUGGUGGUACUGGUUCUGGUAUGGGUACUUUAUUAAUUUCAAAAAUUAAAGAAGAAUUCCCAGAUAGAAUGAUGGCAACUUUUUCAGUUGUUCCAUCUCCAAAAGUUUCUGAUACUGUUAUUGAACCAUAUAAUGCAACUUUAUCAGUUCAUCAAUUAGUUGAAUUAUCUGAUGAAACUUUCUGUAUUGAUAAUGAAGCUUUAUAUAAUAUUUGUCAAAAAACUUUAAAAUUAUCUCAACCAAAUUAUGCUGAAUUAAAUAGUUUAGUUUCUUCAGUUAUGUCUGGUGUUACAACUUCUUUACGUUAUCCAGGUCAAUUAAAUUCUGAUUUAAGAAAAUUAGCUGUUAAUUUAGUUCCAUUCCCAAGAUUACAUUUCUUUAUGGUUGGUUAUGCUCCAUUAACUUCAAUUGGUUCUAAAUCUUUUAGAUCUUUAACUGUACCAGAAUUAACUCAACAAAUGUUUGAUUCUAAGAAUAUGAUGGCUGCUUCAGAUCCAAAGAAUGGUAGAUAUUUAACUGUUGCUGCAUUCUUUAGAGGUAAAGUUUCUGUAAAAGAAGUUGAUGAUGAAAUGCAUAAAGUUCAAACUAGAAAUGCUGCUGAUUUUGUUGAAUGGAUUCCAAAUAAUGUUCAAACUGCUGUUUGUUCAGUUGCUCCAAGAGGUUUAGAUAUGUCUGCUACAUUUAUUGGAAAUUCUACUUCAAUUCAAGAAUUAUUUAAAAGAGUUGGUGAUCAAUUUAGUGCUAUGUUUAGAAGAAAAGCUUUCUUACAUUGGUAUACUUCUGAAGGUAUGGAUGAAAUGGAAUUUACUGAAGCUGAAUCUAAUAUGAAUGAUUUAGUUAGUGAAUAUCAACAAUAUCAAGAAGCUGGAAUUGAUGAAGAAGAAUUAGAAUAUGCUGAUGAAGCCCCAUUAGAUGAGCCUUUACAAUAAAUUAAAUAUUAAAGAUAAUAAUUCAAAAUUGGGAUAUGCUAUACUUUUUUUUGUUAGUUCAUGAUGAUUUAAUUCUUUGUUGGUUUUAAUUUUGCUUCUCCAUAUAUAUAUAAUUUUUAUACCCCACUCUCUUCUCUAUAUUUCAAAUUUAGCUCUUGUUUCAAAUUAUAACUUUUUAUACGAUCCGUGUAAUAACUACAUUAAUCUAUAUUAUAAUAUUAUAUAUGUAUAUGUUUCUUGAA
Messenger RNA from Scheffersomyces amazonensis, 1775 nucleotides. RefSeq names its product beta-tubulin (gene TUB2). Gene Ontology annotation, biological process: microtubule cytoskeleton organization; mitotic cell cycle. Lineage: Eukaryota; Fungi; Ascomycota; Pichiomycetes; Serinales; Debaryomycetaceae. Bases 187 to 1533 code for a protein of 448 amino acids. The record is from RefSeq and is a predicted model, not a curated record. Gene Ontology annotation, cellular component: cytoplasm; microtubule. Gene Ontology annotation, molecular function: structural constituent of cytoskeleton; GTPase activity; GTP binding. The transcript has 3 exons.